AUGGGUUGUUGUCUUAGCACCAAUAAUGAACCUUCAAAGCUUCAAAAACAGCAACAGGUUCAAGUAGGAUCUGAUGCUUUGAAGCCAACCAAGUCACCACCUCCUUCACUCUAUCAAGAAGAAACAGUAAAAGAAGUCCUCUCUGAAACCCCCAAACCAAAACCACCACAAAAUCCCAUCAAGAAUCCACAUCAGGAAAAUGAUCUACAGCAUCAAGAAGUCAACAGGAAGGAAAGAAUCCACAUUGACCCAGCAUUUCUUGAUAACAUCAAGAUUCAAGAAAACAAGUUCAAGAAAAUCUCUAAAGAAGAAGUUUGUCGUCAAGAUCAGAUCUUUGAACAAGAUGAAUCGGAAGUUUGCAGCUUGAGCUAUAGUGAGAGCAUUUCAACAACAACAACAAACAACAAUGACAAAAGGGAUUGUUAUGAUGAUGAUGAUAGUGAGGUGAAGCAGAGAGUGUCGAGAUCUCCCUUGCCACCUAGAAACAGGGUUUCAGGUGAAUUGGGUCCGAGAAAAGACAGGGUCGUGGGCAAGUCACCCACCCGGAGAACAACCGAACAGUCACCAAGCAGGAGAAAUGGUGCAGUUAAUGGAGGGUCGGUGAGGUUGGUUCAAAGCAGGGAAAUGAGUUCGGGUCAAGUAGGAAUUAGGAGGGGUUUGAGAGCCGACCCAAAAAGAGAGACCCGGGUGAAGGGUCAGCGAGAAGGUCCAGGUCACCUGCUACUAAUAGAUCUGUAA
Molecule: messenger RNA, 738 nt
Organism: Dovyalis caffra
Lineage: Eukaryota; Viridiplantae; Streptophyta; Magnoliopsida; Malpighiales; Salicaceae
Source: the annotation of a GenBank genome assembly